This is a messenger RNA of Xiphophorus hellerii (green swordtail), 3302 nucleotides long. RefSeq lists its product as uncharacterized. The transcript is spliced from 4 exons. NCBI's taxonomy places the organism in Eukaryota, Metazoa, Chordata, Actinopteri, Cyprinodontiformes, Poeciliidae. Bases 265 to 1062 code for a protein of 265 amino acids. The record is from RefSeq and is a predicted model, not a curated record.
GAGAGAGAGAGAGAGAGAGAGAGAGAGAGGGAGCAACAUCAGCGACUCUCCUUCCUUCAGUCCCUGCAGCCACGCGUCCACAGGAGCUCCUGCUGCCGCUGGUGACCAGACCCGCUUCAGACACCCAGCCGCCCAGUUCCGACCUCAUACACUGGAGGAAAGUCUUCCAUCGGACCGCGAACGAGACAGAGAGGGAGGUUCCUGCCUGAGACGUUUUUACAGGAAACGAUACUCAACUCCGCUCGUUUUCUUUCUGAAGAGAUUAUGAUGAUGAUGAUGAAGAAGAUCGAGAUGAUGGAGGCCAAACUCUGGUUUGCUCUUUGUGCGCUUUUGCUCGUUAACAUGGGAUCCGCUGAUAAAGAUGCUAAUGCAACGACUGUGCAGACACCUGAACCGACCAAUAAUUCAGAGUUCAGGACAUCAAUGACUCAGCAGCCAUCAGUGUCCCAUGGUGCUUCCAACCUUUUCACUGAAGCCCCUGGAACUGGAACCAACGCCACAAACACGACCGGAACUUUCUCCACACCCGCGCCACAUACGACUCAGUCUACAUCGAAUCACACAACACCUUUACAUGAUGCUAUAACCUCUUCGACGCCUUCAAACAACUCCACUCAAAAUGAGACCUCCUCCCCCACUUCUGUCUCAGCACCUAACGCCACGACGGCGGCAGCGGCUACAGCCGCCAGCACUGUUUCCACUUCGGCGUUCAACGCCACAUCGUCUCGAGACGCCACCACUUAUCAGCCGUCCACAGCUGCUAAUCAGGCAACAAGUAAACUCUCCUCAGUCAAUGCCACGACCCUGCCGAACAUCACCUCCACCCAAGCAGAGAGUUCACCCCAGCUCACCAUCAAGGGCAGCAAUUCUCCUGACUCUCCCAGACUGGACCCCCUUCUGGUUGGCUUGGUGUCGGCGUUCAUCAUCGCUGCCAUCGUCAUCACGCUGCUGCUCUUCCUCAAGUUCCGCCGAAGACAAAGCGGACCACAGUUUCACCGGCUGCAGGACCUACCAAUGGACGACAUGAUGGAGGAAACACCCCUGUCCAUGUACAGCUACUGAAGGGGUGUGGAGGCCCAACAAGAGUCUUUUCUACUCUUCAAACCAGGACAGUAAUGCUGUGGUUGUUGAACCGGAUCCUCUUAAUUAGCACCAGACAGAAAUUCACAUGGGUAGCAGUAAGUGUAGCCCUGGAUUGGUUUUACUUACCCAGAUUAUCUGGGCGCUUAGCGGACACGGACCUAAUUUAAAUAGAAGUUUAACGAUAAAGUCAAACAGCCAGGAGGAAUCCCUCUGGAAAGUGAUCUGUGUUUGGUGUGUGAUUUUUUUUAUUAUUAUUAUUUUUUACUGGGGAAAAAAAAAGCUUUUGUUCACUUCUGUACAUGUAAAGUUUGAGGUUGUAAAUAUUGUUAUGCACUUCAAAUGGUUGAUAAAAGGUAAAGCAGAAGGAAACUGCUUUCGGUCCCAUCAGUCAGUGACGCUCAGACCCAGGCUGAGGUGAUCGUGAGGCUUCGUUGGGUUUAAGUCGGUACAGAGAGGAAGAGGAGGGAGGGAAGAAACCUUCUGAUUUUUCUGUUAAAAAAUCUGCACUUUACUUUUCAGGGGUAAGUGAUGAGGAAAAACAUAGAGAAAUUUGGAUUCUGGGGAAUUUGGAAAAUGGAUUUUGUAAAUAGAUUGUUGACAUUGUGCUUUUAAGUGGGUUUUUUGUUGUUGUUGUUUUUUUUAAGUGUUAAUAGAUUUGUGUCUGUCAGUUGCAUAACAGUGAGGAGUUGCAGGCAUAGCAGGGAUUAUUUAGUGUUUGAUUUUCAUGAUGUUGAAGGUUCUGUUGUCCUGUAGUCCAGAGUGCCUUACACAUUUCAGUGAAAAGCCUUCCUUGAUUUCUCAAUUUAUUUGCCGGAUGAACAAAAUUAAUUUCCAGGUAUUAGCAAUUAUCAUGUUAAUAGUAAUUAACAUGAUAAUUUAGCAAUUAUCAUGUUAAUGAUAAUUGCUAAAGUAAUGAAGCCAAGUAAUGAAGCCGCGCUGUUUACUUGCUGCAGGUCUUCAGUCAGCACCAAUGGAAAAUAAAGGUCGGACGCUUAUUGUUAGCAUUGCACAUACUACUGAUGUUGAUUGCCAACAUAUAUAGGGCAGUCCCCAUUCAAAUUCAGCACAAAUUUAUAAUAAGUGGAGCCACUUGGCAACACGGUGUUUUAAGUUCAGAAGUACUUUGUAGAUUUUUUCUGUACAUAAGCCAUGUUUUAUGCAAAUGUUCAAAUGAAAAGGGUGAAAAUGUGCGUUGUCUCCAGUUAGGGAUGGGCUGGAUAUCUGUGUGACGUAUAUCCACACAGAUAUAAGGUUUCUAUUACCUUAUGGAUCUGAAAGUUUUAUAAUAAAGUAUUAGAGAAAGUGCUGGUAACUUGAUACUGCUGCAGUGUCCCAUCCCCCUCCCCCGCCUAUUGCUUCACAAUGCCAGUCGCCUUGCUGAAACAAGACUAUGGCACAUUCCCCUCGUUUACAAAGAAAAAAAAAAGUGGUAUCUUGUAAACCUUUCUGGUAACCACAAACACAAACGGUCGUAGGUUGAAAGCUAAAGGACAGACACCCAUCCGGUCUGUACAGCACCUGGCACUUGGAUGAUGUUAUAAAGUGAUUUUGAAUUCAGGCGUGACAUUUCAUGAGACUGUUUUAAUUCUAGGUUGUCGUAGAGAAAGUCGUACUGAGCCAUGCCUAGUUCCGAUGCAGAAUCAAACCCGACGAGUCUGAACUCAGUUUUUGUUGCAUUGUAUGUUUGCAGGAACCACUGAUUCAAUUAAAACGCAGCAGAAUUGUUGAAUGUGCAAGUUACACGUAUUUGUUUUAAAUUGUACAUAUUCAUAAAGCAAUGUUACAUUUUCCUGAUGUUAGUUGAUUUUUCAGCAUCUCAAAGGUAGAAAUGGUCUCUGUGUGGCUGAGGCUGCAGGUCUUUAAAGCCCACAGCAAAUCAUUCAUGGAUCAGUGUCAUCAUCACAUGUGUUAAAUGAAUAUUUCUGCCAUUUGUAAGUCACAGAUUGCUUUUUUUUUUAAUGAUUAAAGAUGGGGUUUUUUUCUCCCGUGUCAGACGUCUGCCAUAGACAACUUCUGACUUCAGCGGCACCAACAGAAACUCUGUGAAAACGUCUGUUCGUACAUGCCGGAACACAAAAGUCGAUCUCUUGUUUUUCUCGGAAACAGACGUUUGCUGUGGGCGAAAACACAAGACGCGCCCAUGCAGAGACUCCCUGCAUGCAUCAGUGCUGUGUUUCACACAAGGCACACUGAACAAUAAAGGGCAGAUUAACAUAAAA